AUGGAGGGCAGAGGUCUGUCUGAGGAGGUUGUGUCUGCUGCCUGUAAAGAGGGAGACCCCAUCACAAAGGACUACAUGAUGCAGCAGACCAUGCUGAGGGUCAAAGAUCCGGCUCGAUCACUCGGCUUCUACACACGAGUCCUGGGCCUGACGUUGCUCCAGAAAAUCGACUUCCCUUCGAUGCGAUUCACCCUCUACUUCCUGGGUUAUGAGGACAAAUCAGAGAUCCCGGCUGAAAUCAAGGAGAGGACGGCGUGGACCUUCUCUCGUAGAGCCACCUUAGAGCUCACACAUAACUGGGGUUCAGAGUUGGAUGAAACUCUGUCUUAUCACAACGGAAACAACGAGCCGCUAGGAUUUGGUCACAUCGGCAUCGCUGUCCCAGACCUUGACGCUGCCUGCAAAGUAUUUGAGGAGCAAGGAGUGACGUUUGUGAAGAAACCAGACUCAGGUAAAAUGAGGAAUCUGGCCUUCAUUCAGGAUCCUGACGGCUACUGGAUUGAGAUUUUAAGUCCUAACAACAUGGUGUCAUUAAUGUUGCCUUAG
This is a messenger RNA of Scomber japonicus (chub mackerel), 546 nucleotides long. RefSeq names its product lactoylglutathione lyase-like. The record is from RefSeq and is a predicted model, not a curated record. Bases 1 to 546 code for a protein of 181 amino acids. NCBI's taxonomy places the organism in Eukaryota, Metazoa, Chordata, Actinopteri, Scombriformes, Scombridae. The transcript is spliced from 6 exons. Gene Ontology annotation, molecular function: lactoylglutathione lyase activity; metal ion binding.